Molecule: messenger RNA, 981 nt
Organism: Fulvia fulva
Lineage: Eukaryota; Fungi; Ascomycota; Dothideomycetes; Mycosphaerellales; Mycosphaerellaceae
Product: Altered inheritance of mitochondria protein 6
Exons: 4
Coding region: 1-981 (326 amino acids)
Biological process (GO): lipid metabolic process
Molecular function (GO): phosphoric diester hydrolase activity
Source: RefSeq, a predicted model, not a curated record
AUGACCUUAGGGAUGAUUCACCUAGUUUUAGUGAUCGCAGGCGGUUCGCACUUUUACUGGAGUUUUAACGACAAUCAACUACUUCCAGAUUGGGGUCUGCCAGGGCAUCCAGGCGCCGGCUUGGUCCACUACCCUACAGAUGCCACUCGAGACGUUCUUCCCAUUCCUGUGCACUCGCAUAGCGACUACUGGAGGAGCAGACCCUUGUGCGAUGCCUUGUCUUGGGGCUGCAUGAGCGUAGAGGCCGACGUCUGGCACUUCCCUGGAGACAGCGAGCUCUAUGUGGGACACAAGACAAGGUCGUUGACCAAGGAUCGAACGUUCCGGAGAAUGUAUGUCGAUCCGAUUGUCGAGCUGUUGGAUGUCAUGAAUGAAGCAGCAGGCGUGGGCGAUGCUGGAGACUACAACACAACACGGCGCGGAGUCUUUGAUAGAGACCCGGCUCAGACUCUUGUCCUGAUGGUCGACCUGAAAACAGCCGGCGCGGAUACGGUGGAUGCGGUGUCAACUGAACUGGCCGCCCUACGCUCCAAAGAAUAUCUUUCGCACUGGGACGGUUCCCAGCUACAAAUUCGAGCAGUAACCGUUGUAGCCUCCGGAAACACGCCAUUUGACCAGAUCAUUGCUGCAGGCCAGCAUCGCGAUAUCUUCAUCGAUGCUCCACUGGAAGACCUCUCAACCAAAAGCUAUAAUGCUAGCAACUCGUACUAUGCAAGCGUAUCGUUCAAAAAGGCCGUAGGACAUGUUUGGAACGGCCAGCUGUCUUCGGAGCAGAUGCGAACUAUCCAGAACCAGAUAUCGGAAGCGCAUCAGAGAGGCCUGAAGGCCAGGUAUUGGGACACACCAGCUUGGCCUAUCAACCUAAGGAAUCACGUUUGGGAUGUUCUGAUGUCUGCGGGUGCUGAUGUACUGAAUGCCGAUGAUCUGAAGGCAGCGGCAUUAUCGGAUUGGAAGAGGCGUGUGCAUGGUCUGUGGUACUAG